Messenger RNA from Penicillium canariense, 1362 nucleotides. RefSeq names its product peroxin PEX13 (gene pex13). Gene Ontology annotation, biological process: protein import into peroxisome matrix, docking. NCBI's taxonomy places the organism in Eukaryota, Fungi, Ascomycota, Eurotiomycetes, Eurotiales, Aspergillaceae. The record is from RefSeq and is a predicted model, not a curated record. Bases 1 to 1362 code for a protein of 453 amino acids. Gene Ontology annotation, molecular function: protein binding. Gene Ontology annotation, cellular component: peroxisome; peroxisomal membrane; peroxisomal importomer complex. The transcript is spliced from 3 exons.
AUGGCGUCGGUUUCGCCACCCAAACCGUGGGAGAGAGCAGGCACUGCUGGUGGGAACGCAUUAUCCUCCACACCCACUGCUGGUAGCCCAGCUGCCUCAACCGCAAUGAUCACGGCCUCAACGUCUGCGGCCAACCCCGCAACAACGACUUCAACAUCCGCCGCCCCCGAUCUCCCCUCCCGCCCCAGCACCCUCAACUCAGUCGUCAACUCCACAGCAUCCAACUACUCGCCCUACGGCGCCUCGCGCUUCGGUGCCACCAGUCCCUAUGGCGGAUAUAGUGGUUAUGGCAGCUACUCGUCGCCGUACUCCCGCUUCGGCUCCAUGGGGUCGAUGUACGGCGGCUAUGGGGGUAUGGGAGGGAUGUAUGGCGGCAUGGGUGGAAUGGGGGGGAUGUACGGCGGCAUGCCUGGGCAGGAUCCCAAUGACCCCAACAGCCUGACCAACUCUUUCAGCCAGAGCACGCAGACCACGUUCCAGAUGAUCGAGAGCAUCGUCGGGGCGUUCGGCGGCUUUGCCCAAAUGCUUGAAAGCACAUAUAUGGCCACGCACAGUUCCUUCUUCGCAAUGGUCUCGGUCGCAGAGCAGUUCGGUAACCUGCGUAACACCCUCGGCUCGGCCCUGGGUAUUUUCACAAUCAUUCGGUGGUUCCGCACCCUGAUCGCCAAACUCACCGGUCGGCCUCCCCCAGCGGAUGCCACAUCCUUGACCCCCGCUGCCUUUGCAGCCUUCAUGGGCGGUCGCUCGGCACCCGCCACCCUUCCCGAUGGCUCGCCGGCUCCGGCCAAACCUUCCAAGAAGCCAUUCUUCAUGUUCCUCGUUGCCGUCUUCGGCCUGCCUUACCUGAUGGGCAAGCUCAUCAAGACCCUGGCCCGUUCUCAAGAGGAAGAGGCUAAGCGCCGGCAGCAACUUGUCGGUCCCAACGGCGAGCCACAGUCCGCAGCCAUGGAUCCAGCCAAGCUGGACUUCUGCCGGGUGCUGUAUGACUAUGCUCCUGAGACCCAGGAGAGCAAUGGCAUCGAUCUGGCCGUGAAGAAGGGCGAUAUUGUCGCCGUUCUCAGCAAGUCCGACCCCAUGGGCAAUGCCUCUGAGUGGUGGCGCUGCCGCGCUCGCGAUGGUCGCGUCGGUUAUUUGCCCGGUCCGUACUUGGAGACUAUCCAACGGCGACCGGUGCAGCAGGCCAUCACGACGGGCAGCGAGCCUGUCACCCGCACGAGCACGAUGAAGGGAGGCGCAGCGAACGACCGCACCCAGAGCCUGUCGUCGAUCUCCAAGCCGGCGGGUGACCAGCCGCCAGCACUUAAGGGCAAGAUGGGCGACAUCACCCCUGAGAGCUUCCAGAAGAGCACCUUCUAUUCCUGA